CUUGUAUAUGUUAUUGUGAAUGGCUUUUAAGAUUUCAGUGUUACGCGUGUUACAGUGUUUUAAGAGUAAAGGACUCUUUUCACCUAUUUAUAGGUGCUAUUUUCCUAAACUGAGUACAAAUAGGCAAGUGUAUUGUGUCAAAACCAUGGUUGUCGGACAUGAAUCAGUAUUAAAGCGUCAUGAUAAUAUCAUCAAAUCUGAGGAAGAUAACAGACAUUAUUGCGGCUUGGAGCUAAUCAAUGGAAUGAAAGUAUUAUUAAUUAGUGAUCCAUCUACUGAUAAAUCUGCUGCAGCUCUUAAUGUUCAAAUUGGGUCCAUGUCAGAUCCUCCAGACAUUCCAGGAUUAGCUCAUUUUUGUGAACAUAUGUUAUUUCUUGGAACAAAAAAGUAUCCAGUUGAAAAUGAGUAUAAUAAGUUUCUUCAUGAGCAUGGUGGUAGUAGCAAUGCCUAUACUGCUGCCGAUAACACAUGCUACUUCUUCGAUGUUUCUACAAUGUAUUUAAAAGAUGCUUUAGAUAGAUUUGCUCAAUUCUUCCUCAGCCCAUUGUUUACUGAAAGCUCCACGGAAAAAGAAGUUAAUGCAGUUGAUUCCGAACAUGAAAAGAAUUUACAAAUUGACUCUUGGCGAUUAGCUCAGUUAGAGAAAGCAACAUGUAAUCCAAAUCAUGAUUUCAGCAAGUUUGGAACUGGUAAUAUUGAAACACUGCAAAACAUCCCCAAGUCUAAAGGAAUGAAUAUUCAAACUGAACUUUUGAGAUUUCAUGAAAAACAUUAUUCUGCAAAUAUAAUGGCUCUUGCUGUUCUUGGAAAAGAAAGUAUAGAAGAAUUACUAGAUGUGGUAGUUCCAUUAUUUUCAGAAGUGGCUAAUGCAAAUGUUGAUAUUCCAAGAUGGAAAGAACAUCCAUUUGAUUCAAAACAUUUGCAAUUACAAGGUUAUGUUGUGCCAGUCAAAGAUAUAAGAAGCUUAAACAUUACGUUUCCUAUUCCUGACCUUCAAGAACAAUAUCAAACUAAUCCUGGUAUGUAUUUAGGACAUCUUAUUGGUCAUGAAGGCCCAGGAAGCCUGUUGUCUGAGCUUAAAUCUCUAGGCUGGGUCAAUAAUCUUGUUUCUGGAUACAAGGCUGGUGCUAAAGGCUUUGCAUUUUUCAUUGCAAACCUGGAUUUGACUGAAGAAGGUUUAGAACAUGUUAAUGACAUUGUUACACUCAUGUUUCAAUAUCUGACUAUGCUUAAAAAAGAAGGUCCUCAAGAAUGGAUCUUUCAAGAAUGCAAAGAACUAGCUGCAAUGACAUUUCGCUUUAAAGACAGAGAGAAACCUCAAUUAUACACUUGUUCAUUAGCAAGUGUGAUGUUUAACUUUCCAAUGCAGGAAAUUCUAUGCGGUCCUUAUUUACUUCAUGAUUAUAAACCUGAAUUAAUUGCCGAGUUACUUAGUAUGCUGACUCCAGAUAAUAUUAGAAUUGCUGUUGUUGGGAAGAAAUUUGAAAGUUUUUGCACCGAAGUUGAAAAAUGGUAUGGAACUAAGUACAAAUUACAGUCUCUUAAGGAAGCAGAGUUGGAACACUGGAAAAAUGUUGGUUUACAUCCAAAUUUCAAGCUACCUCCUCCAAAUGAGUUUAUACCUACAAGUUUUGAGUUAACUGCUAAAGACUCUGAGGCUACCAAGCAUCCGGAACUUAUCCAAAACACAACAAUGGGCCGUUUGUGGUUUAAACAAGAUGACCAGUUUUUUCUUCCGAAAGCUUCUUUUAACAUUGAAUUUGAAAGUCCUAUGGCUUAUGUUGAUCCUUUGCAUUACAAUAUGAACCAUUUAUUUGUCCGUCAUGUGAAAGAUUCUCUUAAUGAAUAUGCUUAUGCAGCUGAACUCGCUGGAUUAGAAUACUGCUUGAGUGGUACAAAAUUUGGAAUCUUUCUCAGUAUCAAAGGGUAUAAUGACAAGCAACAUGUUUUACUCCAAAAAAUAAUGGAUAAACUGACCUCCCUGACAUUAGACAAAAGAAGGUUUGAAAUCUUGAAAGAAGAACUUCGAAGAGGCUUAAAAAAUUUUAAGGCUGAACAACCUCAUCGACAUGCUAUUUAUUAUACUUCAUUACUAUUAGCUGAAAAAAUGUGGAAUAAUGAAGAGCUUUUGAACUGUCUUGAUGAAAUAACAGUUGAUAAUGUGCAACAAAUGAUACCACAGUUGUUAUCUAGAGUCCAUUUUGAAGCAUUAAGUCAUGGUAAUUUAUCAAAAAAGAAAGCUUUAAGUCUUAUGAACAUAGUGGAAUCAGCUUUGGAGAAAAAUAUGAAUACAAAACCUUUAAUGCCAAGUCAGUUGGUUCGAGAUAGAGAAGUUCAGCUCUCUGAUGGUUGCCAUUAUGUGUAUGAAGUUAUUAAUGAUGUUCAUAGCUGUUCUUCUGUUGAGACUUAUUAUCAGUGUGGAAUUCAAGAAACCAGAGCAAAUAUGCUCUUGGAAUUAUUGUGUGAAUUGCUCUCCGAGCCUUGCUUUAAUUUUCUUCGAACACAAGAGCAACUAGGAUAUAUUGUAUGCAGUGGGGCACGUCGUUCUAAUGGGGCACAAGGAAUCAGAAUUCUGGUCCAAUCUGACAAAUCUCCUUCUUACGUGGAUGGUAGAAUUGAAGCUUUUGUUCAAUAUUUUGAGAAAUAUAUUCAAGAAAUGACUGAUGACGAGUUUCAAAAUCAUAUUUUAUCUUUAUCCACUAUACGAUUGGAAAAACCCAAAAAAUUAUCUGUGCAAACUGCAAAAUAUUGGCUGGAAAUUGCAUCAAGACAGUAUAAUUUUGAUAGAGAUAACAUUGAAGUGGAAUGUUUGUCAUCCAUUACAAAAGAAGAGUUGUAUAACUACUUUAAGGAUAUGAUUGCAUAUGAUGCUCCUAGAAGGAAAAAACUUUCUGUUCAUGUAAUAUCUUCUGUUUCUAAACAUGCAAAUGAUGUUUUGGAUGAUGUUUUGUAUUCUUGUAUGCCAGAAGAAGUGUCAACUGAUAAUGGCUUAAUACCACCACCUCCAGCUUUUCGACCUCCUGUCAAAAUCGAAAAUGUGGUUGCUUUCAAGAAUAGCCUGGGAUUAUAUCCAUUAGUGCCUUCAUGGAUUCAUAUUCCUUCACCACAUUUUAAUAUUCCAGAAAAAUCAAAACUGUAAUUCUUUUCUAAAUAACCAAUGUCUGUGAUUAAAGCAAUGUAUAUUUUUACAUUUGAAAAAUGCAUUUCAUACACCCUAAUACUGUUUUAGUGUAAGUAAGAAGCUGGACUUUGUUUUUGGUUGUCAUAAUGUGUCUAAAGUGUCGCUAUUUAUUGAUCCAAUACAGAAAUUUAGGAACUUCAAAUUAAUCAAAAAUGUGUUAUUUUUAUUAGCAAUGUUCAUUUUGUUAUUAUGUAUAUAAAUAUGUGUCUGUAAGUAUAUAUAUUUAAAUAUUAUGCAUAUAUUUAUAUAUGUAUAGAGAGACUGGCUGGAAUGAGAGUGGUGUAAGUCAAUAAAAAGUUACAAUUUGAGUUCAUGUGCAUUUGAGGUUCUCUUUAGUCCCUCUAUUUGUGCAAAAAUAUGUUAAAAUAUAUUGGCCUCUAGAAGAGCACAAAAAUUGUCCACCAAUCUAAACUGUUUUCAAAGUGAAAAUGAUAGUGGUGUUUUUCAAAUUCCAUGCCAUGGAUUGUCCCCCAGGGUUAUCUGCCACUCGGAUGUUCUUUUAAUUCAUAUUAGUCUUUGCAUGUAUUUGGUUUUCUUUCUGUAACCUGUUCUCUGUUGUUAAUGUAGAUGACAGUGGUGUAAAUCUUUUACAGACAUGUGAUUUUUCAGUAUUUUUACUGAAUUCAGUAUUUUUUGAUAGAGUAAAAUACUGCAUGCAGAAUAAAAGAAAGCACAUUGGCAGUUAAUUUCAUGCAUCCAAUUAACGUAGUCUACUAUAUAGAUACAAAAAUACAUGAAAAAACUUUCAGUUAUAGUAAAAUAUACCAACAGUGUUGUCUUAGUUCACACAGCCAAGCAAUUUCAGUAUUUUUCAUCCUGUUUGGGUCACAUGUCUGCUUUUAGAGUUAAUUUUUAAAAAGUUACAAUUAACUUUCGAUAAAAAUUAAAUUAUUCUAUAAAAAGAAAAUACCUAUAUUUAAAUGCAAAUCCAUCCCCGGAAGUUAAAAUUUAUGCAAUUUUUUUCCUUGAUGUUUUUACAAAACUUUCAAUUACUUGAAAACUAAGUUAGGAUGACUUACACCACACUCAUUCUAACAACAAAAAUGUAUAUAUACGAGGGUGAGUUGGAAAAUAAAUUUCCUGUGGCAGUUGUGGACAGAAGUGUGUAUGAAAGUCAAACAAUAUAAGGAGACGUAAAAGAUUUGACACAACUUUAUUUGUCAACAUAAGUACCAAGCACUUUGAGACAUUUGUCAUUCUUCUUGAUAAGCUUCAAAUAGCCCUCGUGAAAGACAUCAAAGCUUUGUUUACGGAUGAUACUACACGUUAGUGAGACACCUGGUCAAAAUUGAGAGAGACCAUUCCAAAAAAGCUGCCUGGCCUUCUUAGAUCUGGCAUUCUGAAGCUGGAUGCACCUACACCAUCUGCCAUACAGUUCUGAUCUUGCACCAAUUGACUUCCAUCUGUAUCUGGAUUUCAAAAAGAAUCUUUCUGGAAGGUGCUUUUGAAGCAUUGAUGAAGUAAAGCAAGUCAUUAAACGCUGCUUCCGUAUGCAAAGCCCUGAGUUUUUCCUUUAGGGCAAUUUGAAGCUUAUGAAGCAGACAAUGACUCAAUUUCCUUUGUAUUUAUCUGGGAAAAUCAUGUUAUAUCUUAUCUUUAAUGUCUCAUUCUAUUUUUUGACUUUCAUACACAACUCUGACCGCAGUCAACUGGGGAAACUUAUUUUAAGACUCCCCUUGUACAUAGAUAUAAUAAACUGCCAACUAUCUGCGAGUUGCUUAUUUGCUUUGUAAAUUAUCUGCAAGCCUCAAUUCAUUUUCUCUUCUAUUUUUUUUUCUUCUCAUCUUUUGAAUGAAAUGUAUUGCAAGAUGAAUUUUGUAUCUUUUUUUACUAAACAUUAGUUCUAUUUGAACAUGGAAAAAUACUUGGUAGAUUCAAUGGGAGAGAAAGCGAUUCCAUUCAUGAUGUAAAGACAUAUGGCUUACGUUCGACGAGCUUGACCGGUAACGCCCGGUAAGUUAAUCAUGUGACAGCUAAUGAUCAUGUGCUCCAAUCCACCAAUCAACAGCUUAAAAUGGUAACUGGUGAGGUAACCGAUAGAUGAUAGAACGCUGCGGUUUGUAACCAGUUACUUACCGGUCGACCGGUGAGGUUCGUCGAAGGCAACCCUAGUGAAAUUUGCUGCUUUUAGAGAAAGCAGAUGGUAAUAUCAUUGAGUGGAUUGAGUGUAGUAUAAAAGAUCCUGGCCCUAUGAUUGGAGCAUGUAACUAAUGAGCAAAGGUGUAAGACAAGACUUUGAAAAGCAUCAUGAAAAGAUGAUAAAGUGUAUAGAAGAUGAUCCACAAUGUUGCUUUAACUCAUAUUAAAGGCUAUAUUCAGCAUUUAGGGAAAUAAGAGCACACAUGGUGCACUAAAUGAUAAAAUAGUGCUAUAAAAACUUUCAUUCUAAAUGAAGUGGCAAAAACACGAACAUUUGAAUAAUUUUUUAAAGAAAUAAAAUUGCAAAUUUGUAAAUAGUGAAUAAUUUAUUACAGUAGAAGACCGUUAUAACGCUGACCUGUAUAACGCAAUUCUCUAUAAACCGCACUACUUUUCAGAAGUAAACAAUAGGUUUUGAAGUUGAAAAAAUCCCUCUGUUUUGCUUUGCAAACAUAAAAAUUGUUAGGCAAAUUAAAUUUUGGAAGUUUUUCAUCUUUCCAUCUUAUUUCAAAGCUUUUAAAUUGAAAAUUAGUACUCAUAGUAAACAGAAAAUUUGUAAUAUUGGUACUUUAAUACUCAUUGCAGAUAAAACUCAUUCUGAAGUGCUAAUAUAUAUAGAUAUAUUCUGAAUAUUAGUUUCAAAAUUUGUGAAAUUAUCUAUAUAACGCAAAAACCUGUAUAACACAAAAGCUCUAGCCCCAAGGUGUGCGUUAUAACGGUCUUCUACUGUAUUCGACAAGUAGUACGUUAAUGUAACCAAUUGUAGUGUAUAAAUUAUUCAGAUGCAUAUUUGUGGUGAAUUCCCUAUGUUGAAUUGUUCAUGGACAUUGGAACAAUGAUGAAUUGUUCCCUAUUUUCAUAUUCUUGGGGAUUAUCUGCUAAAUUAGUUAUUCAAGGAUAGUUGUCUGUUUAUUCUGGUACAAAAAUCAUUUGUAAUUAUUAAUUUUAAAAUUGAACAACUUUUUGAAAUGAGAAGCCAAAUAGUUUAAUCAAUCCUUAGUUCAAAUCUGAUUGUCAGGCAAAUUUUUUGCUUUCUUUUCUCAUUUCAGAAUUUAUUUCAAAUAUCCAAAUGUUUGAUUAUACUUUAAAUUAUAGAUAAUAUUUUAUUGUACUACAGAAAAUCAUUAUUUUUUUCCUAUUUGGAAGGUUUCAAAUAAAGGACAAAUAUUUCUUAAUAAAAUCACCUGGGAAGAGUAAUAUAUGCAGUAUUCAAAAAGGAUUUUCCCAAUGUAAGAAGAGGCGCUGUUCAGCAUCAGAUUGAAGUCUAUUAUGGAACCUAGGAUGCCAUUCCACUUUGACUUGCAGAUAAGCAUAAAUUAAGGUGUCCAAAUACUACUGUCAACAGUAGAAUGUAAGUGAAAUUAUACAUUGUGCAAAUCCAUUUUUUGACAAGUAAUAAGCUAAUUCUUUGUGAAGAAAUUUGUUUAAAAAGAGCAAUUUGUAACACAGAAACCACACAGUUUAUUGCUUACACGUAUUUUGGAGUUUCAAGAAUGUAUUUUUCAAAAUGAAAAGUUUUUAAGCUGUGUGAUGCACCAGUCACAAUGAAGCAAGGCAAAAUGAUCCAGCUUAUUUACAACCCUUGGUUGCAUUCUUAAACUAGAAAUUAAUCUAAUUGUGAAGGAAGUUCUGUGUUAAAUAAAAUCAAAAAACAGUCAUAAUAGAUGACAUGAGACACUGCUUACUUCAUACUGGCAAAAGACUGGUGUAUUCUGAGUGAAAUGCUACCCUAAGUUAAAUAGUAAAUGUUCAUUUCGAUGGGUGAAAUCACCUAUCUUAUUUUGGCAAAACUCUUUUUGAAUGUCCUGCAUUGUCAAUUUAUGUAUCUGUCUAUAUUUUUUGUAUAUUAUAUAUGUAUAUACAUACACACUCUAAUUUAUUUAUUCAUGUCUGUUAGUAACUGGAAUCGAAAUUUUGGUAAUGAUUUUAAAAAUGAAUUCAAAGUCUACUAUAUAUCUAAUGUGUGCAAUGUAAGAACUUAUGCAUAUGAAUUUUCUUGUAUUUAAUGAGUAAAAUUAUCUAAGAUGGGAAA
Uloborus diversus is the source of this 7352-nucleotide messenger RNA. It is a transcript of the gene Ide, whose product is annotated as insulin-degrading enzyme-like. Bases 20 to 3139 code for a protein of 1039 amino acids. Gene Ontology annotation, biological process: peptide catabolic process. The transcript is spliced from 28 exons. Gene Ontology annotation, cellular component: cytosol; mitochondrion. NCBI's taxonomy places the organism in Eukaryota, Metazoa, Arthropoda, Arachnida, Araneae, Uloboridae. The record is from RefSeq and is a predicted model, not a curated record. Gene Ontology annotation, molecular function: metal ion binding; metalloendopeptidase activity.